GGCCUAUGCUUGAACUAAAGAGCCCAAUCAGGCUUCUUUGUUUUUCCAUGUGAGAGCCGGAAAUGUGAUAUAUGAAUGCAUGCAAUCAAAAUUCAAAAGUGAGGCUAAGCAAAACAAAAGUUGAAGCGGCAACGAAAUUUUGAUAAGGCCUCCUCAAACCCUAAUUCAAAUCCGCUCUACAGUAGGUAAUAGGGCAGUGGCGGAAUCAUAAUUUUUCUAUAAGUUGCUGAGGUUACUAUGGGCGAGUCAGGGAGUUGGGUUGCUUCAGGUGACUCGAAUAAAGAAAGACCCGAUCACUUUGCUUUCUAUACAUGUCAAAUUAAAACACUUGUCUCCCAAAAUGACUUCACUGUAAAUAUAUGCGGGGAACGGGAAGUAGUACACUGCGAGCCUUCUCUUUUCAGUAACAGUAUAGCAGCUGGGCUUUCGGAUCACAAAGAGCAAACAUUGAAUUCACUGCUUCGACAGUCUCUCGCAAUUCUUACACCGGAAGCUGAUGCGAUGCUUGAAUCUGUUAUAGGCAUGCGGCAGCUACAAUCACAGGUCACAAGCAGAAAGACGGGUGUAACAUCUGAGAGCGAGACAGGGCUAAACAAGUCUUCCUCAUCAACUAGCUUCUCUAAACCUGAUGGUGCUGUUAGUUCUGAAUCUUGCCAAGAGGAGGAUAGUGAUCUGCAGCUCUUACUAGCAGCUGAUAACUCACUGGCUUGGGAGAUGAUCAAGAAACAUUCUGAUGAACUUUUCACAACGCUCAGCUAUAUGGAGAAGCAACUUGAGGAACAGCUUGAUACGGUGGUGUCUACCUGCAGGCCUAUGACCCUUGCAGAGAAGAAGCAUCUUCAAAAACUGAUUCAGCAGCUACCACCAAAAAAUCUUAACCGUGUGGCUCGAAUUGUCCAGCGAAGCAAGCCUGAAGCACAAUCCUGUAAUGAAGUUUUUGUUGAUUUGGAGCAAGAGGACAAUACAACACUUUGGAGGCUCUAUUACUACAUUGAAGCAGUGGAGAAAGCUAAAAAGCUCGUUGUAGCCUAAUUUGUGAAUUUCUGUAUCCUGGAGGUUUUCAUUUAGAUGUUAUUAGGUGAACAUGAGGCCGAGAAGUAUCCAAUUAAUUCUUUAAUUGGUUUUGAGGCGAAAUGCUGAUUGCAGUAUACCGACGUUACACUCAGAAAAAGAAAAGCAGAAUUUUAGUUGACAGAUCCUUAGGCCAAAUUUUGUCAAUUUUGAGAUGUCGAGCAUAAGAAUUGUAUAAACAGCUUACCCACAUAUUGUGCUUAAAAUACGAACAAAUGAUGUAAAUUAUUGUGUUUUCUUUCCUCAAAUUUUAUUCUCGAACUAAUCAAUUUGUUUGGUCAAA
Mercurialis annua (annual mercury) is the source of this 1354-nucleotide messenger RNA. RefSeq lists its product as uncharacterized. The transcript is spliced from 8 exons. The coding region runs from base 238 to 1032 and encodes 264 amino acids. The record is from RefSeq and is a predicted model, not a curated record. NCBI's taxonomy places the organism in Eukaryota, Viridiplantae, Streptophyta, Magnoliopsida, Malpighiales, Euphorbiaceae.